GUUCAGUCAGGAUCAUGUAGAGUUACACAUUCACCUGCAUUUAAACUGGUGCUUGAUAGCCUCUGUCACUGGAUUCUUUUUGGUCUGAGAUCACAGAGUCGGAGAGAUGGGGUCCAGUUCAGUCCUGGUCUUUGUCCUGCUGUUUUCAGUCACUCUGCCAUUCAGUAGCGAUGGUGGGAAGAUACUGGUUUUCCCAAUAGAUGGGAGUCACUGGCUGAACAUGAAAAUCCUGGUGGAGGCGCUUCAUUCACAGGGCCACCAGAUCACAGUGAUACGUUCCUCAACCAGCUGGUAUGUGUCUGAGUUUUCACCCCAUUACACCUCCAUCACCAUCCCCCAGGAACAGUCUCAAAACAUAGAGAGCCAAAGCCACAUGAGCUCCUACUUGCAGAGGACAUUAGAUAUUCGUCGGAGAAGGGGAACCCUGAGGGCGUUUGUGGAAUUUUACUUGGACCUUUUCACUUUGUUAGGGGAGAACCAGAAAAGUGUUGCCGAUCUGGCUGGCUGCAUUUUUGAGAAUAAGACGCUGAUCAAGGAGCUGAAGGAAACUGGAUAUGAUCUUUGUCUGACUGACCCAGUGUUUCCGGGAGGAGUUCUGUUGGGACACUAUCUCCAGCUUCCCAUGGUUUUCAAUGUGCGCUGGCUUUUCAUUGGUGAGGCACACUUUGCCAUCGCUCCUACUCCUCUAUCCUAUGUUCCUGAGCUGUUCUCCCAUUAUUCUGAUGAGAUGGACUUUUUCCAAAGAGUGAACAAUGUAUUCUUACAUAGCGUUUUAGUUUACAUGUACCACUUUGUCACAAAUCCACCAUUCCAGGUUGUGUGUGAUAAAUACUUUGGCCCAGAUGUGACCGUCCUGUCCCUCAUUCAGGGUGGUGAUAUCUGGCUGAUGAGGGUCGACUUUACAUUUGAGUUUCCACGUCCCACCAUGCCCAAUGUUGUCUACAUUGGAGGGUUCCAGGGUCAUCCCUCAAAGCCUCUUUCAUCUGAUUUAGAGGAGUUUGUGCAGAGUUCUGGUGAACAUGGGGUCGUCAUCAUGACUCUCGGAACCCUGUUGGGUGACCUCGGCCCAGAGAUAUCGGAGAUCAUUGCCUCAGCCUUUGCCAACCUCCCUCAGAAGGUCGUGUGGAGGCAUAUCGGUCAAAGACCCGCCACAUUGGGAAACAACACCAGGCUGGUGAAAUGGCUUCCUCAAAACGACCUUCUUGGUCACCCUAAGACCAAAGUGUUUAUCACGCAUGGGGGCACCAAUGGAAUAUACGAAGCCAUGUACCAUGGAGUCCCUAUCCUGGGCAUGCCUCUAAUCUUUGACCAGUUUGACAACAUGGUGCGUCUGAAGGCCCGGGGAGUGGCUGAAAUGGUUGAAGUAACAGCAAUGGAUGUUGAAUCUCUGACAAGUGCUCUGAAGAAUAUGCUGGAUCCCAAGAAGCCGUACAAACCGAAUAUGCUCAGACUGUCACAGCUCCAUCACGACACACCAAUUAAACCAUUAGACAGUGCCGUUUUCUGGACGGAGUACGUCAUGAGGCACAAAGGCGCAGCACACCUGCGCACCGAGUCAUACAAGAUGCCAUGGUAUGCCUAUCACAGUCUAGAUGUGAUGGCAUUCUUAGCAGCAUGUGGUUUGCUAAUCAUCACAUUUAUUUUGGGUUCUUGUAAAUGUCUCAUUGGAUGUUUAUUCAAGACAAAGAAGUCCACAUUAAAGCCAAAGAAAGAAUAGAUAACAUGAGGAUGAAGUAGGAUAGCUGAGAGAAGUGAGAUUAUAUAGACAACGCUGAAAAUUAACACACAUUGAUGAGAGGCAAAAAGCUGUGAAGGUGGAAAUCUGUUCAUGAAAAAGAUGUGUAAUAGCUAUUAAAUGACAAAGCUAUGAGCUCCUUUCUCUCUGCUGCACUGAUUUUUUAAUUUGGCAAAUUUCCCAUUUUCUGCAGAAAUCAUUUCUGGAUUUUGUGUCAUUUCACUAAAUGUUCAGUGAUAACUUUGUAUCUUCCUUUUUUUAAAUCUGUGAAUUAUCAUGAGUUUGUAUGAAACAAUGCCUGGGGCUGAAUCACAAAAAUAAAAGGUGACAGCGUGUGAAGACAAUUUGAUAUUUUUAAGAGCAAAUGUUGGAUCUCU
Molecule: messenger RNA, 2112 nt
Organism: Notolabrus celidotus (New Zealand spotty)
Lineage: Eukaryota; Metazoa; Chordata; Actinopteri; Labriformes; Labridae
Product: UDP-glucuronosyltransferase 2C1-like
Exons: 2
Coding region: 107-1717 (536 amino acids)
Molecular function (GO): UDP-glycosyltransferase activity
Source: RefSeq, a predicted model, not a curated record